Molecule: messenger RNA, 396 nt
Organism: Ipomoea nil (Japanese morning glory)
Lineage: Eukaryota; Viridiplantae; Streptophyta; Magnoliopsida; Solanales; Convolvulaceae
Product: classical arabinogalactan protein 5-like
Exons: 1
Coding region: 1-396 (131 amino acids)
Source: RefSeq, a predicted model, not a curated record
AUGGCUUACUUGAGAAUUGUUGCUGUUAUGAUGGUGGCCUUGAUGGCUGGAUCUGCCUUUGCUCAGGCACCAGGAGCCGCACCAACUACUUCACCGAAGAGAUCUCCAUCUCCGGUCGCGUCUCCGCCGCAGGCAGUGCCGGCACCACGUUCUUCUCCAGCGUCCUCUCCGGCUCAGACUCCAUCUGCCGCCGCUCCCUCUGAGUCACCACUCUCUUCUCCACUGGCUCCUCCCACCAGCACUCCUGCCGCCUCCACCAUCGCUAAUCCUCUAUCCAUCGCACAGGCUCCCGGAGGCGAUGCUCCUUCCUCCCCUCCCAACGCCGCCGCUUUGAACAGAGUCGCUCUCGUCGAAUCUGCUGGUUUGGCGUUCGUCGCUACCGCUUUGCUGCUCUAA